This is a messenger RNA of Rhagoletis pomonella (apple maggot), 1411 nucleotides long. RefSeq names its product threonine aspartase 1 (gene Tasp1). The coding region runs from base 132 to 1223 and encodes 363 amino acids. The record is from RefSeq and is a predicted model, not a curated record. The transcript is spliced from 3 exons. Gene Ontology annotation, molecular function: threonine-type endopeptidase activity. NCBI's taxonomy places the organism in Eukaryota, Metazoa, Arthropoda, Insecta, Diptera, Tephritidae. Gene Ontology annotation, biological process: protein maturation.
UCUAGGGUAUUAUGCUGACAUUUUCAUUUGUUUAUAUUGAGCACUUUACACAAACGAAGAUGCAAUAAUUUGUCUACGCUGCAAUUCUCAAGGAAGAAAGUACAAUUCAUUAUUUUAACGCAAUUGUAAAUAUGGCCGGGUUUGUAGCAGUCCACACUGGUGCUGGAAAUUGCAUAGAUGAAACCAAAUACCAGCGCGUUAUCAAAGAAGCCUGUGUACGAGCCACAGACAUACUUAAAAAUGGUGGUUCCGCAAUGGACGCAGUUGAGGCGGCGAUAAUGCGUCUCGAAAAUUGUGGCAAUACUAAUGCCGGGUUCGGGUCCAACCUCUGUUGGGAUGGGCGAGUGCAAUGUGAUGCAUCCAUAAUGAAUGGUUCGAAUUUACAUUUUGGAGCCUGCACAAACGUGAGUACAGUACGAAAUCCGAUACGAUUAGCUCGUUUGAUAUGCGAUGGGCAGUCAACUAUGCUAUCAAUGGAGCGCAUACCGCCAAUGGUAAUGGCUGGUAGUGGCGCAGAAAGGUAUGCUGAAGAACUAGGUUGCACGAUGAUCGACGCCAGCGCCAUGAUUUCUUCCAAGGCAAAAUUCUCAUAUAACCACUAUAAAUCUAAAAUAGCGGCAGUAUCACCCGCAGCAGAAGGAACCACUAGCACAAGUAAUGGGAUGUCAACGUUACCAGUUGUCUCAGCUCAAGUUAGUGCCCUUGAUACUGUUGGAGCAGUGUGUGUGGAUAGUAACGGGAAUACAGCUGCUGGUUGCAGCUCUGGUGGGCUAUUAUUGAAGGUGCCAGGACGCGUGGGUCAGGCAGCCACCUAUGGUGCAGGUUGCUGGGCCACUAACACCAAUGAAAUCUCUGUAGCGACUUGUACCACCGGAAAUGGUGAAUAUUUAAUGAAAACAUUUUUGGCGAGAGAAAUUUGUGGAGACUUGCUAGCAACCGAUUGUGCUGUAACAAGCUUACAUAAGAGUUUUAAAUGCAAAUUUUUGGAGUCACCAUUUCUUCCUGUCGAUCAAGAAUUGUAUGCGGGCGCGCUCUCGCUGAUCUAUUAUCCGCAAGGUAACACUGGGGAAGUUCUAUGGAGUCACACAACGAAAUCUUUUUGUGUGGGAUACAUGUCCACACAACAGAAGGCGCCGAAGUUUAUUUAUUCACCACUGCCAACAUAUAGUAUGCCAGGCAGAUCGUGUGUCGUCAAUGGGCAUAAUUUCCAUUUACAUGUCUAGUCGCCGGCAGCGCAGCUACUGUAGCCGCCGUUAAUAAUGAGAGCAUUUAUUGAGAUUGCUAGCGCUGCAUACAUAUAUUCGUCAUUCUUUAUUUCCGUACUUUAUUGGGUAACUACAUGUUUAUUUAUGCAAAACAUUACAGUUCGGCAAGACGAAGAUAAAAAUAAAUAAAAUCCAUUUUACAUUCA